UUGACCCUCUUCUGUAUGUGCUGAAAUGUCUGCUUUCAGGUUUCCAUCACGAUUAAAGACGCUUUCUAACUUUUUGAUAUUUUGUUGUUAAUAAUUACUGUAUGUGUGAUGAGGUAUAACUUAUUUUAAUGACCACUUUCACAUCGUGGGUUAAUACAAAGUUGAGGGGGAGUGACAAUCGUUGAGAGUUUAGUUCAGUUCAAAUGAAAACUAUUUUUACAUCUUUUUAAUUAGAGAGGAUGGGAGGUAUCUAGGUCAAAGGACAAUGUAUAGAAAUUCCUGUAAAUCGAGUAGUAAUUAUAUAAACAGGGUUUCUAUCAUUUGUAUCUAAUUUCAUGUUAGUUUUUAUUUUAUCUCUUAGUAACAUGAGUUGUUGGAAUGUGCCUGUUUUAGUGACACCUUCGGGGGAUGUGAUUUACAGGAAUAAGCCAAAUUCCUGUAAAUCGAGUAGUAAUUAUAUAAACAGGGUUUCUAUCAUUUGUAUCUAAUUUCAUGUUACAGUUUUUAUUUUAUCUCUUAGUAACAUUUGUUGUUGGAAUGUGCCUGUUUUAGUGACACCUUCGGGGAUGUGUUUAGAAGCUGUUUUCCACACUUUUUGUUUAGAAAACUUUUUGUUUUUUUUGUUUAGAAAACUAUUUCAUAUAAAUAUGCAGCUUGUCAUGAAUGAUAAUUGCGCUCAACGACAAAAAAAAGUCAAUCCUCACUGCAUAAAGAAUAACAUCACACAUGAGGGUAGUCAUUGCCUCGGUGGAACUCGGGGAGACGCUGUUCUGUCUGGCGCACAAUUGUAUAUGUAUGAUUGUAUUGCUCAUCCUGAGCAAUACCAGAGCCCGUCAUUCUCUGGCAAUACAUACAUACCCCUGUAGUGCUCAAGAGUACCCCUAGGGGUACGUGUACUCCAAUUUGCUCAUCGAUGUUGUUUUCCAGCAGUUACGGUAAUAUACCGGAAGAGGCCAUUGUGCGCUUGUCGCUUAGGGAUAAAUCUCCAUCACAGGGUUCCGUUUGAUAUCAAUAACUGUUACUUCUCGCCGGUAGUCAGGUAAAAUAGGUUACUAAACAUGUCAACGUGCACUUCAACGUUGGAAGAACAGCUGUCGUCCAUUAUGGACGUACUUGCGAAAUCGGCUGUAUCUGAAAUUAGCCAACUGUUCUCGGAAGGGUCGGCUUGUCUUCGCUUAGAAAUAACUCAGAGCCGCAAAGAAAACGAAUUGCUGAGGACGAGGAUGAAGGAGAUGGGGAGUGAACUGUUUUCUUUGCGGCUUCAAACAAGAUCGAAUGCAUCGCGUGCGGCAAGUCGUUUUGCCCUGACUCGAGCCAACAUCAGCAAACCACGGACUAAAUCACUGGGAAAUGGCCUAAAACCCCUGAUGGACCACAAGGCGGUUGGACAUUCCCCUUUUCAUUCACCAUCCAAAAGUGAGGCUUCCUCAGUUACAAGUCCAGCAGAGCAGGAGACCCCCAACAUCAUUUUAAUCAAGAUUGAAGAGGAUAUUGGGGGAUGCAGGCCAGCAAAAGACUGUGAUGCCUUUGGAGACCGCAGCACGCAGAGCGCAGCCACCUUGGAGAGUCUGCCUGUGGACACCCCGGGCUCCUCCCACGUGUCCAGUCAAAACGCGGCGCUACGGAUCCUGAGUGUCCACGCACAAGGGGGGGGGCAACUAGUGGUGGAAGGCCAUGACACCCUCUUCACCGCUGCCGAAGUGGAGUCUCUGAACUCGCUGUCUGCGGACUGCAGUGUGGCCCAGAGCCUGGACUGUGGCAAGCGGUUAGAUUGCCGCAAGCAGCUGGCUGUUCAGCAGGAGACCCAAGACACCAUUUUAAACGAGGAGGAAGAGGAUAUUGGUGGAUGCAUCCCACCUGUAGAAGACUGCAAUGACAUUAGAGACUGCAGCACACAGCCUGGCGCCUCCUCGGAUAGUCUGCAUCCCGAUGCCCCUGGCUCCUCCCACAUGUUCAGUCCAGUUCACUCCAGGGAGAAACCCUACAGGUGUGAGCAAUGCAUGAAGGGCUUCAAACGGCGCUACGAACUGAAGACCCACAUGAGGAUUCACUCCGGGGAGAAGCCUUACAGGUGUGACCAAUGCAUGAAGCGCUUCAGUCAGAGCUUCAACCUGAAAAUCCAUAUGAGGAUUCACUCCAGUGAGAAGCCGUACAGGUGUGACCAAUGCAAGAAGGGCUUCAAACGGAGCUACGACCUUAAGAUCCACAUGAGGGUUCACUCCGGGGAGAAGCCCUACAGGUGUGACCAAUGCAUGAAGCGCUUCAGUCAGAGCUUUAGCCUGAAGAUCCACAUGAGGAUUCACUCCAGGGAGAAGCCCUACAGGUGUGACCAAUGCAUGAAGAGCUUCAGUCAGAGCUGCCACCUGAAGAUCCACAUGAGGAUUCACUCCAGGUAGAAGCCCUGCGUGUGUCUCAAGUGCAAAGCCAGCUUCAGCGACCUGAGACAUUUGCUAAACAUGUCACCGUCCGGCUCAACUAUGGAAGAAAAGCUUUCAUCCAUAAUGGACGUACUUGCGAAAGCGGCUGUAUCUGAAAUUAGCCAACUGUUCUCGGAAGGGUCGGCUACUCUUCAGUUACAAAUCACUCAGAGCCGCGAGGAAAACGAAGCGCUGAGGACGAGGAUGAAGGAGAUGAGGAGUGAGCUGUUUUCUCUGCGGCUUCAAACAAGAUCGAAAGCAUCGGGGGCGGCAAUUCGUUUUGCCCUGACUCGUGACAACAUCUGCAAACCAGAGACUACAUCACUGGGAAAUGGCCUGAAACCCCUGAUGGACCACAAGGCGGUUGGACAUUCCCCUUUUCAUUCACCAUCCAAAAGUGAGGCUUCCUCAGUUACAAGUCCAGAGCAGGAGACCCCAAACAUCAUUUUAAUCAGGAUUGAAGAGGAUAUCAGUGGAUGCAAGCCAGCAGAAGACUGCGAUGCUUUUGGAGACCGCAGCACCCAGAGCGGAGUCACCGUGGAGAGUCUCCAUGUGGACGCCGCUGGCUCCUCCCACGUGUCCAGUCAAAACGCAGAGCUACGGAUCCUGAGUGUCCACGCACAAGGGGGGGGGCAACUGGUGAUGGAAGGCCAUGACACGCUCUUCACCGCUUCCGAAGUCGAGGCCCUGAACUCGCUGUCUGCGGACUGCAGCGUGGCCCAGAGCCUGGACUGUGGCGAGCGGAUGGAUUGCCGCAAGCAGCUGGCUGUUCAGGAGACCCAAGACAACUUUUUGAACGAGGAGAAAGAGGAUAUUGGUGGAUUCUGGCCCCCUGUAGAAGACUGCAGUGACAUUAAAGACUGCAGCACACAGCACGGUGCCGCCUCGGAUAGUCUGCAUCCCGAUGCCCCUGGCUCCUCCCACAUGUUCAGUCCAGUUCACUCCAGGGAGAAACCCUACAGGUGUGAGCAAUGCAUGAAGGGCUUCAAACGGAGAAGCGAACUGACGACCCACAUGAGGAUUCACUCUGGGGAGAAGCCCUACAGGUGUGACCAAUGCAUGAAGCGCUUCAGUCAGAGCGGCCACCUGACGAUGCACAUGAGGAUUCACUCCAGGGAGAAGCCCCACAGGUGUGACCAAUGCAUGAAGCACUUCAGUCAGAGCUGUAGCCUGAAGAAGCACAUGAUGAUUCACUCUGGGGAGAAGCCCUACAGGUGUGAUCAAUGCAUGAAGCGCUUCAGUCAGAGCUUUAGCCUGAAGAUCCACAUGAGGAUUCACUCCACUGAGAAGCCCUACAGGUGUGACCAAUGCAUGAAGAGCUUCAAACGGAGCUACGACCUGAAGAUCCACAUGAGGGUUCACUCCGGGGAGAAGCCCUACAGGUGUGACCAAUGCAUGAAGCGCUUCAGUCAGAGCAUUAGCCUGAAGACCCACAUGAGGAUUCACUCCAAGGAGAAGCCCUAUAGGUGUGACCAAUGCAUGAAGGGCUUCAGUCAGAGCUGCCACCUGAAGAUCCACAUGAGGAUUCACUCCAGGUAGAAGCCCUGCGUGUGCCUCAAGUGCAAGGCCAGCUUCAACGACCCGAGACAUUUGCAAGAUUGUGACGCCUUUGGAGAACGCAUCUCGCAGAGCGGAGCCACCUUGGAGAGUCUGCAUGUGGACGCCCCUGGCUCCUCCCAUGUGUCCAGUCAAAACACGGAGCUGCGGAUCCUGAGUGUCCACCGACAAGGGGGGGGGCAACUAGUGGUGGAAGGCCAUGACACCCUUUUCACCGCAUCCGAACUGGAGGCCCUGAACUCUCUGUCUGCACAUAACAGCGUGGCCAAGAGCCUGGACUGUGGAGAGUGGUUGGAUUGCCGCAAAGAGCUGGCUAUUCAGGAUACCCCAGACAACAUUUUGAUCAAGGAGGAAGCGGGUAUUGGUGGAUGCAUCCCUCCUGUAGAAGACUGCAAUGACAUUAGAGACUGCAGCACACAGCCUGGCGCCACCUCGGAUAGUCUGCAUCCCGAUGCCCCUGGCUCCUCCCACAUGUUCAGUCCAGUUCACUCCGGGGAGAAGCCCUACAAGUGUGACCAAUGCAUGAAGCACUUCAGUCAGAGGAGCCACCUGAAGUCCCACAUGAGAAUUCACUCCAGGGAGAAGCCCUACAGGUGUGACCAAUGCAUGAAGUGCUUCAGUCAGAGCAUUAGCCUGAAGUCGCACAUGAGGAUUCACUCUGGGGAGAAGCCCUACAGGUGUGAGCAAUGCAUGAAGUGCUUCAGUCAGAGCAUUAGCCUGAAGACCCACAUGAGGACUCACUCCGGGGAGAAGCCCUACAGGUGUGACCAAUGCAUGAAGUGCUUCAGUCAGAGCUGCCACCUGAAGAGCCACAUGAGGAUUCACUCCGGGGAGAAGCCCCACAGGUGUGACCAAUGCAUGAAGGGCUUCGGUCAGAGCUCCGACCUGAAGACCCACAUGAGGAUUCACUCCGGGGAGAAGCCCUACAAGUGUGAUCAAUGCAUGAAGGCCUUCAGACAGAACUCUAACCUGAAAGUCCACAUGAGGAUUCACUCCAAAGAGAAGCCCUACAGGUGUGACCAAUGCAUGGAGGAAUUCAGACAGAACUCUAACCUGAAAGUCCACAUGAGGAUUCACUCCAGAGAGAAUCCCUACAGCAGGGCUAUUCAACCUCCUUACUCCUCCCACGUGUCCAGUCAAAACGCGGAGCUGAGGAUCCUGAGUGUCCGCGGACUGGCCGUGGAAGGCCAUGAAACCCUGUUCAACGUGUCCGAAUUGGAGGCCCUAAACUCGCUGUCUGCAGACUGCAGCGUGGCCAAGAGCCUGGACUGUGGCGAGCGGUUGGAUUGCCGCAAGGAGCUGGCUGUGCAGAAGGAGACCCCAGACAACAUUUUGAUCAAGGUGGAAGAGGAUAUUGGUGGAAGCAUCCCACCUGUAGAAGACUGCAAUGACAUUAGAGACUGCAGCACACAGCCUGGUGCCACCUCGGAUAGUCUGCAUCCCGAUGCCCCUGGCUCCUCUCACAUGUCCAGUCACAAGUUCAGUCGAGUUCACUCCCUGGAGAAGCCCUACAGGUGUGACCAAUGCAUGAAGGGCUUCAAACGGAGCUACGACCUGAAGAUCCACAUGAGGAUUCACUCUGGGGAGAGGCCUUACAAUCAAAACACGGAGCUGCGGAUCCUGAGUGUCCACCGACAAGGAGGGGGGCAACUAGUGGUGGAAGGCCAUGACACCCUUUUCACCGCAUCCGAACUGGAGGCCCUGAACUCUCUGUCUGCACAUAACAGCGUGGCCAAGAGCCUGGACUGUGGCGCGUGGUUGGAUUGCCGCAAGGAGCUGGCUGUUCAGGUUGAAAAUUCCCCUACUCAUUUACCAUCCAAAACAGACUGCAAUGACAUUAGCACACAGCAAGGCGCCACCUCGGAUAGUCUGCAUCCGGACGCCCCUGGCUCUUCCCACAUGCCCAGUCACAAGUUCGGUCCACCUCGAUCCAGGAAGAAGUCCUACAGGUGUGACGAAUGCAUGAAGGUCUACAGUUCGGGCUUUAGCCUGAAGAUCCACAUGAGGAUUCAUUCUGGGGAGACGCCCUACAGGUGUGACCAAUGCAUGAAGGGCUUCAGGCGGAGCUACGACCUGAAGCAGCACAUGAGUAUUCACUCAGGGGAGAAGCCUUACAGGUGUGACCAAUGCACGAAGCGCUUCAAUCAUAGCUGUAGCCUGAAGAUCCACAAGAGGAUUCACUCCGGGGAGAAGCCCAGCGUGUGUCACCAGUGCAAUGUCAGCUACAAUCGCGCCAGCAGUUUGCGUCGCCACAUGUCCAAGCAGCACAAGGACCGCAGCACCCAGAGCGGAGUCACCGUGGAGAGUCUCCAUGUGGACGCCGCUGGCUCCUCCCACGUGUUCAGUCAAAACGCGGAGCUGCGGAUCCUGAGUGUCCACGGGCAAGGGGGGGGGCAACUGGUGUUGGAAGGCCAUGACACCCUCUUCACAUCUUCCGAAGUCGAGGCCCUGAACUCGCUGUCUGCGGACUGCAACGUGGCUAAGAGCCUGGACUGUGAAGACUGCAAUGACAUCAGAUACUGUAGCACACAACGCAGCGCCACCUCGGAUAGUCUGCAUCCGGACACCCCUGGCUCCUCCCACAUGUCUAGGCACAAUGGGGAGCUGCGGAUCCUGAGUGUCUGUGGACAAGGGGUGGGCCGGCUGGGGCUGGACAGCCAUGACACCCUCUUCACCGCAUCCGAAGUGGAAGCCCUAAGCUUGCUGUCCGUGGACCACAGUGUGGCCAAGAGCCUGGACUGCGGCAAGCGGCUUGUCCACUGUGAGGAGCAAACUGGCCCUCGGGGCGGUCGCAAGGGCCGGCCCUGUGUCUUCUGUGGCAAGGUUUUUCCCAACGCUUCCAAGAUGACCAUCCAUAUGCGUAUACACACCAGCGAGAAGCCCUACAGGUGUGACCAAUGCAUGAAGCGCUUCACUCAGAGGUGCCACCUGAAGAUCCACAUGAAAGACUGUGAUGCCUUUGGAGACCGCAGCACGACAAGCGCAGCCACCUCGGAGAGUCUGCCUGUGGACAGCCCUGGCUCCUCCCACGUGUCCAGUCAAAACGCAGAGCUGCGGAUCCUGAGUGUCUUUGGACAAGGCGGGGGGAAACUGGUGGUGGAAGGCCAUGACACCCUCUUCACCGCUUCCGAAGUGGAGGCCCUGAACUCGCUGUCUGCGGACUGCAGCGUGGCCCAGAGCCUGGACUGUGGUGAGCGGUUGGAUUGCCGCAAGGAGCUUGCUGUGCAGGAGACCGCAGACACCAUUUUGAUCAAGGAGGAAGAGGAUAUUGGUGGAUGCAUACCCCCUUUAGAAGACUGCAAUGACAUGAGAGAGUGCAGCACACAUCGCAGCGCCACCUCGGAUAGUCUGCCUCCCGACGCCCCUGGCUCCUCCCACAAGACCCACAUGUCCAGUCACAACGGGGAGCUGCGGAUCCUGAGUGUCCACGGACAUGGGGGGGGCCAACUGAUGGUGGACGGCCAUGACACCCUCUUCAGCGCGUCCGAGGUCGAGGCCCUCAGCUCUCUGUCCGUGGACCACAGUGUGGCCAAGAGCCCGGAUUGCGGCGAGAGGCUCGUCCACUGUGAGGAGCUGACUGGGCAUCGGGGCGGCCGCAAGGGCCGGCCCUGUGUCUUGUGUGGCAAGGUUUUUCCCAACGAUUCCAAGAUGACCAUCCACAUGCGUACCCACAGCAGCGAGAAGCGCCACAGGUGCGACCAAUGCAUGAAGCGCUUCAGACGGAGCUACGACCUGAAGAUCCACAUGAUGAUUCACUCCGGGGAGAUGCCCUACAAGUGUGACCAAUGCAUGAAGGGCUUCAGACGGAGCUGCGACCUGAAGAUCCACACGUGGAUUCACUCCGGGGAGAGGCCCUACAAUUGUGACCGAUGCAUCAAGGGCUUCAGACGGAGCUACGACCUGAAGAUCCACAUGAGGAUUCACUUCAGGGAGAAGCCCUACAAGUGUGACCAAUGCAUCAAGGGCUUCAGACGGAGCUGCGACCUGAAGAACCACAUGAAGACUCACUCCGGGGAGGUGCCCUAGGGUGUGACCAAUGCAUGAUGGGGUUCUGCCGGAGCUCCAGCAUGAAGAUCCACAUAAGGAUUCAAUCCAGGGAGAAACGACAGUGUUACCCCUUAUGUUUCAUUUGAUAAAAACGACAGUGUUACCCCUCAUGUUUCAUUUGAUAAAAACGACAGUGUUACCCCUUGUGUUUUUUUUCAUGACGACCAAAGAAAAACAACAGUGUCACCCCCUAUGUUUUAUUCGAUGAAUAUCGACAGUGUUUUUCCCUUAUAUUUAUUUCAUGACGGCCAAUAAAAAACGACAGUUACCCCUCAUGUUUUCCAAUAAAAAACGACAGUGGCACCCCUGUCGACGUUUUUGCAGGGAUCGGAUCAUGAGCUGUUUAGAGUGUUAACCUCCAAACUUAACAAUGCACCAUCAAGACACCGGUUAAAGUCAUCACAAAGGUUAUACUUGACUUUAUAAUUCACAUGAAAUAGAGAAAAGGAACUUCCAACAGAGGUCAUCAACCCGACUUGAACCCCGGUCUCCGGGGGGUCAGGCAGAGUGCACCCCACUGCACCACUGAGGCGAUUGCAAUUCGCAAUAAUCAAUCAUGAUUAAACAUGAUAUACAUGACAUUAAAAUGUAUGUUUGUAUUUCUAUUAUUUCCCUUAUGGUUUUUUUCAAGACGACAAAUAAUAAACAACAGUGUUACCCCUUAUGUUUUUUUUCAUGACGACCAAAAAAAACAACAGUGUUACCCCCUUUAUGUUUUUUUUCAUGACGACCAAUAAAAAACAACAGUGUUACCCCUUAUGUUUUUUUUCAUGACUACCAAUAAAAAAAGGAACAGUGUUACCCCUUAUGUUUUUUUUCAUGAUGACCAAUAAAAAAAGGAACAGUGUUACCCCUUAUGGUUUUUUUCGUGACUACCAAAGAAAAACGACAGUGUCACCCCUCAUGUUUCAUUUGAUAAAAACGACAGUGUUACACUGUCGUUUUUUAUUGGCCGUCAUGAAAAAAAACAUAAGGGGUAACACUGUCGUUUUUAUUGGUCGUCAUGAAAUAAACAUAAGGGGUAACACUGUCGAUAUUUAUCAAAUAAACAUAGGGGGUAACACUGUUGUUUUUCUUUGGUCGUCAUGAAAAAAAACA
Gadus chalcogrammus (walleye pollock) is the source of this 9119-nucleotide messenger RNA. RefSeq lists its product as uncharacterized. Lineage: Eukaryota; Metazoa; Chordata; Actinopteri; Gadiformes; Gadidae. The transcript has 25 exons. Gene Ontology annotation, biological process: regulation of transcription by RNA polymerase II. The record is from RefSeq and is a predicted model, not a curated record. Gene Ontology annotation, molecular function: RNA polymerase II cis-regulatory region sequence-specific DNA binding; DNA-binding transcription factor activity.